AUGGAAAUAAUAAAUGUUGAAGAAAAUCUAACUAUCCAAGGAUUAUUUGAUCAUAUAAUUGAUCAAUAUGUUUCACAGUUAAAGGACAAAAUAUUAAAAAGUAUAGAAGUACAUUGUUCAAUAUCAAAAGAACAAACUGAAGAUGAAAUUGAACUGGAGUGCUUAGUUAGUGAUAUAAUUAACACGUUUGAACACUAUUUACCAGAUUUUGAUUUCUCAAAUAACCCAAAAGCAAACGAUCAAUUAAAACUAGACAUUCUUACCUAUAUAUUAUCUCAUAUUAGUGGAUGGACUUAUGAUACUACAUCUAUAGGAAAAAAAUUUAUUAGAGAAUUAUCAGAUGCUUUGUGGUAUGUUGAUAAAUGUGGACCUAAAACAUUCAAUGAUCGAUAUACAAUACCAAUAGAAUUCUCCUACAAUAAUCUAAUGGCUUAUCUUAGGAUGUCUUAG
Molecule: messenger RNA, 450 nt
Organism: Funneliformis geosporum
Lineage: Eukaryota; Fungi; Glomeromycota; Glomeromycetes; Glomerales; Glomeraceae
Source: the annotation of a GenBank genome assembly